Aphanomyces astaci is the source of this 1530-nucleotide messenger RNA. RefSeq lists its product as hypothetical. Bases 263 to 1480 code for a protein of 405 amino acids. NCBI's taxonomy places the organism in Eukaryota, Oomycota, Saprolegniomycetes, Saprolegniales, Verrucalvaceae. The transcript is spliced from 9 exons. The record is from RefSeq and is a predicted model, not a curated record.
GGCAGGCAGGCAUGCAUGCCCUUGGCGCAGUGGAGGAAGCGUCCACAACACUUUUCUGUAUGUCGUCCUCCGCGAACGACAUCUUGGAUUCCACACAUGGGCCACAGCGCAUGAUGCUAUUAGUGUGAACCGCAUUGAUUGCUUUUUGGGGUAGCAUCGAUCGAGGGCUCGACAAGUUACGUACUUGGAAGGCAACGACAAAACGCCUCGAUGUCGAAAAUAGCCUGGCCAACUGGUCACCAUCAUCCCAGUACGGGUUUGAAUGCACGUUGGUGUCGACACUAGAAUCGCUGCCAUGAACCAGAGCGAAGAAAAGUGGGGCCAUCGUCGGAAUGUGUCCGCCGCCGCCACCAAGUCCACUGGCACCACCAAAUUCGACUCGAUGAUGGCCGAAGUCGACGACAUCCAUGAAUGCGAUGCCAAGGCCAUUGACGAUCGUUUCACCAAACAACUGCGCUUGGCUCGCGCGGCCAUCCGAGAGAAGCCCACCGACGAAGACAAUGGCAGCGACGACCAGUCGGACGAUGAAGUGACCACGGCAAGAGUGUCCCAUGCUGCCAAGAAAGGGGCGUUCGACGUUGCACGGAGCACUGUUCCUGAGAUCAGCAUCGACUUGAACGCGUUGCGCAGCUUUGUGACCCGCGCGCCAGCAAACGACUCGAAAAUGGUGCAGUGCUAUGUCGAACGAGACAAGAGCGGCGUCAACAUGAUGCGCCCUGUGUACCGCCUCUUUCUCGAAGAUGGGAAGCAGUUUUUGCUGGGGGCGCAGAAACGAAUCCAUAACAAAACGUCGAACUACCUCUUGUCCAUGGACCGAAACCCUACCGACCGACGCAGUGGACUCAUCGUGGGCAAACUCCGCGGCAACUGGUCGGGGGCGUCGUAUACCAUGUACGACCAAGGGUUGAACCCGUUGAAAACGUCGCUCGCGUCCAACGUCCGAUGCAUUCUCGGCGUGGUCGAGUUCACGUACGACAAGAUGGGACCAGGACGUAUGGCCAUUCGCAUCCCGCCCGUGAAUGCCGCGGGCGUGGCGACUCCAUUGAAGGACAAGCCAACGGCGGGCGAGGACGGCGCAAAGGGGGGCGACGCGAGCGGCUGUGGCGACAACGACGACAACGACCACGUCCCCCUUCUUCCCGUGAAAAUGCACAACAAGCGCCCCAAGUACGACGAAAAGGCGCGGGGCCACGUGCUCAACUUCAACGGGCGGGUGACCAUGUCAAGCGUCAAGAACUUCCAGCUGCAGCGCGACGGCGAAGACAACACCUCGGACGUGGUUAUGCAGUUUGGUCGCGUGUCGUGCCAGCCGCCAGGGCCGAACGAGCAGUGCUCGUGCCACAAGCACAUUUUUAAUUUAGACUACAAGCAUCCGCUCUCGGCUGUGCAAGCGUUCGCCGUGUGCUUGGCGGCCAUGGAUGGCAAGUUGGCCGACCACAAGACGUUUGAAACGCUCAGCGACUUGGCCAAGCGAAAGUAGAACUAGCACACCAACGAGAAUACUUAUAUAUACAUAUUCGUGUCGAUGGC